AUGGUGUCCGUGUUACCAACCUCCUGCCAAGUAAGAUCUCUCACUUACACCUCACUAACUUUAUAUAUUAACAACCUAAUUCACAAUGUGCGACGAAGAAGUUGCUGCGUUGGUAGUAGACAAUGGCUCCGGCCUCGUCACCAGGGUGUCAUGGUCGGUAUGGGACAGAAGGACUCGUACGUAGGUGACGAGGCCCAGAGCAAGAGAGGUAUCCUCACGCUCAAAUACCCCAUCGAGCACGGAAUCGUCACCAACUGGGACGAUAUGGAGAAGAUCUGGCACCACACCUUCUACAAUGAACUCCGUGUCGCACCCGAGGAACACCCCGUGCUACUCACAGAAGCCCCCCUCAACCCCAAAGCCAACAGAGAGAAGAUGACACAGAUCAUGUUCGAGACCUUCAACACUCCCGCCAUGUACGUCGCCAUCCAGGCCGUGCUCUCACUGUACGCGUCUGGUCGUACAACCGGUAUCGUGCUUGACUCCGGUGAUGGUGUCUCGCAUACGGUGCCCAUCUAUGAGGGUUACGCUCUACCUCAUGCCAUUCUCCGUCUGGACUUGGCCGGUCGUGACCUCACAGACUACCUAAUGAAGAUUCUCACCGAACGUGGUUACUCUUUCACCACCACUGCUGAGCGUGAAAUUGUACGUGACAUCAAGGAGAAGCUCUGCUACGUCGCUCUAGACUUCGAGCAGGAGAUGGCCACCGCUGCCUCCAGCAGCUCCCUCGAGAAGUCCUAUGAACUUCCCGACGGACAGGUCAUCACCAUUGGAAACGAACGAUUCCGUUGCCCUGAGGCUCUCUUCCAGCCUUCAUUCCUGGGUAUGGAAGCCAACGGUAUCCACGAGACUACCUACAACUCAAUCAUGAAGUGUGACGUCGACAUCCGUAAGGACUUGUACGCCAACACAGUUCUGUCCGGUGGUACCACAAUGUACCCGGGCAUCGCCGACCGUAUGCAGAAGGAAAUCACAGCCCUGGCCCCGUCCACAAUGAAGAUCAAGAUUAUCGCACCCCCAGAGAGGAAAUACUCCGUAUGGAUCGGUGGAUCUAUCUUGGCUUCCCUAUCGACCUUCCAACAGAUGUGGAUCUCGAAACAGGAGUACGAUGAGUCUGGCCCCUCAAUCGUGCACAGGAAGUGCUUCUAA
Messenger RNA from Arctia plantaginis, 1149 nucleotides. NCBI's taxonomy places the organism in Eukaryota, Metazoa, Arthropoda, Insecta, Lepidoptera, Erebidae. The record is from the annotation of a GenBank genome assembly.